AUUAAAAAGAAAAAUUGGAUUUUAUAAUUGAUAUUUAAUUUAAUAGUUGAAUUCGUGAGUUGAUUAAAGCUGGACUACUAUGGAAAACCUGGAAGUACUGGACGACCGAUUCGUCUUAGUAUGAGAUUCGUCAGCAGUGCGUAUCCAUGAUCCCGCACUUAGGAUACGAACCUAGGACCUUCGGUUUCGUGUGCGAUCGCUUGACCUCUAGACUACUGAGCCGGUGCGCGGAAUCGUGGAUGUGUACUACUGACGAGUCCCAUACUAAGACGAAACGGCCGUGCAGUGCUUCCAGGUUUUCCAUAGUAGUCUAGGUUUAAUCGACUCAUGAAUUCAACUAUAAAAUUACUACAAUCUCCACAAAACUCCCAGUUGAUGAUACUUAAUUAUUAAGAAUAUUAAUAAUCGACCUAAAAUGAACCGAUUUAUCAAAACAAAUGAAGCAGUUAGGUGUCUUACGAUUAUUCGGAAUACUUGCUUUACUGGAAAAGUUAAAGAAACAUAGUCUUCAACAUCCGUACGUUAUAUUUAAGCUAACGAAUUAAGAUCAGUAAAUAAUGUAAUUACCAGUUCAUGUAUAUUACAAAAUCGUUUCAUGAGAACAACUGUAUUUGAGAUAAAUCUAGUCAUGUUCGAUAAGUUAAUUUGAAUAACAAGACUGUGAAUCACUCAAUGGACUCUAACUAGGUUAUCUAUAGAUUCCACCCCCAUUAUGAUGCCUAAAUUUACUUGAUUCGCAUUUCAUGUAGAGUUGUGCUUAUAAACUGAUAGUGAAUCAUGCACAGGGAAAAAGCAACUAUUCACCGACCUCUGACUUUCAAAAUGAUCAUUCGAAUUACACCAGUCCGUUAUGAACAUGUUUCUACUAAUUACUUAUGUAAGAUGUUAUAACGUUUAAAGUUGAUGUAGACUAGCGAUUUAUUUUACAUGGAUUUAUUUUCGAUAGUUCUAAUAAACAUCAUGAUCAAUGAGAACCAGUCAAUAGUAUAAACGUGUGUUUGCUAAUUAUCAAGAGAUUUAUUUACAUACUCACGCCUGUUACUCCUCGUAGAGGAGCAUAGGUCGCCCACCUCACUUUCCAUCUAACCCUGUCCUGGGCAAUCAUUUCCAGAUCUUUCCAUUUGUUAUUUAUCCUUUUCAUAUCUGCUUCUAUUUCCAGACGUAAUGUGUUCUUUGGGCUUCCUCUUUUCUACUUCCCUUCACAAUUCAAUGUUAGAGUUUGCCUCGUAAUACAGUUUGAUGAUUUCCAAAAUGUAUGUCCUAUCCACUUCCAAUAUCUUUUCUUAAUUUCCUCUUCAUCUGGAAGCUGGUUUGUUCUCUCCUACAUACGGCUGUUGGUGAUGAUAACCAGUUAACGAAUAUUGAGUAUCUUGCGUAGUCAACUAUUAAUAAAUAUUUCUAACUUUUUAAUGAUGGCCGUAGUAGUUCUCCAAGGUUCAGCUUCGUAUAGUAGAACUGUCUUGACGUUCGUAUUGAUGAUUCUGACUUUGAUAUUGGUUGAGAGUUGUUUUAAGUUCCAUAUGUUCUUCAUCAUCAAAAAAUACUGUCACUAAAUCUAACUGGUCCACAAAACUAGAAGAAAUCUCAACUGUUGAUGUGAAAUUCAAAGUGUAUCAGUAGUAAAUUGCCAGUUGACUCGAAUGUUCAAACUUGAAAAUAAAUAUUGAGAUAGAAUAAUGUUUAAAGUUUCAGUUAAAGGUUUUCGUAGCGGAAAUGUUUGUUCAUCGCUGACUUUUAACUAACAUAUUUAUAAACCAGUCAUAUACAAUUAUAUAAUUAUAUUCGUAUUCUUGAUACAACUAUAAUAUAUAUAAGAAAGAAAGAUUAGUUCAGCGAAGAGUUCUCUUUUCGGCGAAUUCAUUUUCAAAGCUGUACAAUCGCAAAUAUAUAUACUUAUUUUUUACAGGGUGAUAAUAAUACUGAUAAUAAACUUCUGUUAUACAUGGUGACAGUGAGGGUAAAUAAACAACGGUAUUAGAAAAAAAUUUUUUUAAUAACAAGGAAAGUUUGAUAGUUAAUGGCUUAAGUAUUCAUCGGGUAAGGAUGGCUCAGCAUGAUAAAAUAACAGAGAUGAAAUGUAAUCGGAAUGAUCGUGGAAAUAAAAACAAACCGGUUGGGGGUAGAAGAUUUGAAGGGAAGAUGGAAGGUGAAGCAGAGGUUAAGAUGUCAGCCGCAAAACCGAAAGUUUUGGGUUCGAAUCCCGCACUCAAGAUCGUGGAUACUCACUACUGAGGAAUCAAUAUACUGGGACGAAAUGGCCUUCCAAUGCUUCCAGGUUUUCCAUGAUAGUCUAGCUUCAAUUGAAUCAUAAAUUCAUCUACUGAAUUACUAUAAUAUCCACAAAACCCUUUUCUGAAAUUUAUUGACUUAAAAAAACUACUUUCAUCAUGUAAAACUUCAUUCAACUUUUGUUAAUAAAUUAAAAUGUUUAUAAAUUUAUGCAUGGAAACAUUAUAAUGGUAUUACUGAAUUCUAUACAUUAAAUGGGAUUUUAUUAUCAUUUAAGUUUCCAGUAAAUUUUAUAAAUUCUGUAAUGGUAAUAUGAUAUAAUCAUAAGUUAUGUCAUGAAGUUUCAGCUUCAGUUUGGAUACGACAGGAGGCUUGAUGACCUGUGUUAGUCUUGAAGGGAUACUGAAUCCUAUGUAAAUAGUUAUCCGUAAUAAUACUAUUGAACUGUAAAAGUAGUUGGACAUUGUGCUCUUUAAUCGAUUAGAUUUUUCUAAUUAUUUCAUAAUGAUAUAAAUCUUGAACUAUCACAUUUAUAACUAGUAGAUUUAUAGUAGCCCCAUCUUAUAUAUCCUUGGAAGUUUUAUUGAACUAUUAACUGGCGAGAAGUCAUGUUUUAUACCAAGCAUCGUUACAUUUAGCUUUGAACACUUGAUUGAGUAGUUGAAUAUUGUACUGUGUUUCUUUAUGUCAUUCUGAAUAAAUAUGUACACAUAUUCUGUCGGUUUCGAAUAGUCUGAUGUUGUGUUCUCUUUGCUGUUAUCUUUUCAGCUUCUAUUGUUUUCUGAAAUAAACGUUUCUAUAAUCUCCUACAAGUGAAACACGAUUUUACAAUGUUUAAUUCAGAGUAAAAGGAGUAUUUGGGUAGUUAAACAUCGCGAGAUGACAUAGAACGACAGCUUUGAAUUAGACAAAAAUUUAAAUGUUCAUUUCAACACGUAUAAUUAGGAAAAUAUUACUCGGUAAAUUUCAGCUAGCGGAAAUCAUUUGUCUUCUAUCCAAAUUGUAACUAAAUAUACUGAUGAAAUAGGUUUGUGGCCGAAAGCUUGUUGGUAUCGUAGUCGUACGACAAAAAUUCAACCAAACUUUAUAAGAGAUUCGGUCUUAGCAGCAAAGUUAACAUUACUGGCCGAAUUUUUAAAUCAUAUUUUGUUAAUGUGGAAUUACACCUCAAUAAAUACAUGCACAAGUGUCCUGAAAAAAGCAGUAUACGAGAUUUAUAGAGAUUGUUAUGCUUCAUAAUUUGCAUCACUAACUCUCCUAAGUUAGACGACUACAUAAUGUCACGAAUGGAUUGAAGUUGUACACUGCAGAGCGCUGGAUGUCAAUUUAGUGGUUCAAGGGUUAACAACCUGCCGCCAAACCUGAAUAUCAUAGAUUUGGUCUCUAGUGGGAUCGUUAGUACUCAAUGGUGAGGGGUCUUAUAGUGACUAAAAACUAUCCAUAGCUUCCUGGUUUUUGAUAGUUGCAUUGUUACGGCUCUGUCAUAUAUCACGUGACAAAACACCUUGUCCCUGGUCUAAACCAGUGAAGCAUUAGCUAGCACGAGCAGUCUUGAGUCAACUGUGAGUCCUUAUUGGAAUCCAUUAUAGUUACUUCCCGUCUAAUCCAGCCCCUUCAGUCCAGUACAUAAAUAUGAGCCUCAACUGUGUGAAUCGUAUAUUUCAGACAUACGUGGUUUAUAUACAUGCAGACCAAACCGCAUCACACAAUAAAAUGAAAAACAAUAAUUAUACAAGAUCAGGCCAAAAGUGGCUAUGGGUGCAGGAGAUUGUAACAAAUGGACUGGGAAUAAAUUAAGAAUAGUAAAUCAUACAACAAUAGUCAAUAGGUCAAAUGAAAGCUUAUGAUGGCAGGAAUAUAAAUACAUAUAUAUACAUAUAAUCUAGUUACGGAGUGAGAAUAUACGUAAUAAUAGUCCACAAAAAAUCCUUAGCAGUUAUCAUUCAUUUGUCAUUCGACCUGAUAUAACAUGGAUAGCUAAUGACAGUUUGUCAUUUAAACUAUAAAAGUUAGUAUGGUGGCAGAUAUAAUUUUUUAACUUCAUAUACUGCUCGUCCUGAAAACCGUUACUAGAUAAAAUCAAUGGGACGAUUCAAAUAAGCAAUACAAAACGAAUUUAAGCUUCACCAUAUUACACAAUCUAGUGGUUAUAAGAAUUCACUAACUGAGUGGAUAACACGAUAGCGUUUGAAGCGCAUAAUAUUGGGUUUGAGUCCCAGAGUGAACAUAAACUCUGAAAUGUAGAUACAUCCAGCUGAUGAAUUCCAAAUAGAACAAAACACGCAUCCUUCAUUCCACUACUAACCAUUAUCCUUCCCUACUUAUAAAAUUGAAAAAUGUUUAUGAUUUCAUAAUCAUUUUUUUCUUUAUUUUUAACUAUACUAUUCAUACUAAAUAAAAUGACAUUUGAAAUUUUGAUUUAAUUUACAUGGAAUACAACUUGAUUAACAUUCUAAACAUAAAUGAGAGAUUUUUCACAGUGAAGCAUUUGAUUACUUUAAUUCAUUUAGACUGAUAGGUCCUGGGUUCGAAUCUCACUGGAGGGGCAGGAUCGUGGUUGCGCACUGAUGAGGAAUCCCGUAGUAGGACGAAACAGCCGUCCAGUUCUUCCAGGUUUUCCACGAUGGUUUAGCUUCAAUUGACUCAUGAUUUCAACUACUGAAAUUACUAAAAUCUCCACAAAACCCCUUCUGACAAAAAUUAUAAAUUCAAUAUCUAGAAAUUAGAUUAAAUUCACUCCAUGUUUCAUUCAUUCUAUACAAUUUACUAAUUUAAGAACGUAUAAAAUAUAAUUCAGUUGUAUACAUUUAAUCAUAAUGUAAACAAUUUCAUAUAAAUCACUAUCACAUUUUAAUUGUUUAUAAAUUAGAAUAAUUUUUAGAUUCUCUUAAUAGAUAAACCCUUUUCACCUUAAUAAUUAUCUUUGUUGUGUAUGAUGAUAAUCAGUGUAAUCUGUCCCGACGUGCGAUGUUUUAUGGUGUAGGAGUAGGUUAGAAGAAAGCUAGGAGUAGUCAGACCAAAACAUAGGACAAAUCCAUAAAGUCACUGACAAGUAGACUGUGCAAUGUUGGUAGGUGUAGACUACCUGGUUGGGAUCCGCAAGAUGAUAGCAACCGAUGGUUAGAGGCCUUGAAUGACAUGACUCAAAAUCGUUUGCAAUGGCUCAGGUGCAUCCACUCUUUGUGUUCUCCCAAAUUCUAAUCUUCUGAAUUCUUCAUGUCCCUUUCUUUUUUCUCUUUCCAAAUUUAUUUCCCUAUAUUAUACUCCUUGAAUAACAUCUUCAAACCCUAAUCAUUCCGAUUACUGCUUAUAGUUUUACUAACUCUGCCACUAUGGGAUUUGAAUCGACAAUUGUAUCGGUGUGCUAAUGUGGUGUGGAAACUAGUAUGUACGAAGUUCUACGUUGUUACUGACUGACUGACUGACUGAUUGAGUGUAAUUUGUCAAUAAAUUGCAUAAUAAAUUUAUAUGUAAUAUAUUACAAAGUGAUUGAAUAAUAUGACACAUGAUAUUAUUAAAACUAAUGACUAACCCUUAAAAUUGGGAACUAAUGUGGUACCUCAUGACAGUGUUGAUCAACAUUAGUACUUCCUAAUCAAUAGCAUAGUCCUUGACUUCUUAGACACUUGUUAUUGCUAAGAGAAUAGCCACAUCACGAAUGCAGAUCUUAACCUAUAAACUAAGACUGACAAUUACUACUAAAUACUAGUUAGCAACAUGAUCUCCUUCCUGUGAUUCCCUUUGAGUAGUAGUAGUAAUAGUAGGUGUUACGGCUAAUUAUAUUCAAGUUGUUUGAUUUUACCCUUGUAUACUAAAAUUUUUCUAUAUAUUGUCUUUAGCAUAUAACGAGAGUUAUGUAGCAUUGCAUUCAUGAAUUUUGGUUCCUCUUUUCAGGAAUAAUUUCACGUGUUACUUAGGUGAUGGUUUUUUAAAUUAUACAGCGGGAAUAAUAAGUUUACUUAACUGAUGAGCAACUGAGUAUAUUCGACAAGUUACUGUUUUAUUGAAACAAAGUCAGAAGGAAAAUAUUAGCUGAAUACUUUUAAUUCGUUGUAAUUCAUUGUUUUCUCUUCAUAUACAUAUAAGCUAAUGAGUUUGGUCAAUUCAGGUUAACAUUGCCUAAUAAAUGAAGUGUUAAUCAAUCAUAUGGUCUAACUAUACUGGAGAGGUAUACCAGUUAUUUCAUUGAAAACGCUUGGACCAGAUUGCCAGGUGAAAUAUUGGAUUCACUCCGAAUUCAUUCGCUGAAACUUUACAAAUAUAUUCUUCCCCUUUAAUGUCUAACGAUUAUAACUUUAAGAUGGUGGUUAGAGGUAGCCAGAGGUAGUCACCCUGGACCCGGGUUUCGUGCUACUUGGAACUCGUCAGCAAGGUGUACCUGUAAUCUUGAGGGAACUGGUGCUCCCUGACGGGUUCGAUUCUGUGUCACCUAGCUUCAGAAUCAGAGACGUUACCACUGGGCCAUCCGGUCCGCGACCGACCUCCUGUAGGACUGAAAUGUAGUCACAAUUGAUUGAUCACUGGGUGAUGAUCAAUGCCAUGUGUGUCAAGUCCUUCUUAGUACAGAUCGACUACCUCCAACCACCAUCUUAUCUCAACAUAAUGCACGCGAAUUCGAGUCACCUAGACUAGUUGCCACAUUGCAGCUUGGUCGAUAGCAUUCGAUCUACACUGAGAAGGACUUGACACACAUGAUAUUGAUCACCACCCAGUGAUCAAUCAAUUGUGAUUGUUAACUUUGAAUAAAUACUAACCAUUAAACCAUCACACAUUAUUAAUUCUAAUUUCAUCAUCAGUAUAAAUUGAUAUAAAGCUAGAUACAUCAAAAUGAUUGGAAUACAAGUGAGCAUAUUAAGGUAAUUCACAAUUGAUGUUUGUUUAUGCAUAAUUAAUCUUGUAUUUCAUGAAUUAUUUGAACUAUUUAUGAAUUAUACAAUCGUGGAUCGCGGAUAUGCACUGCCACUAAGGAGUCCCACAAUAGGACGAAACAUCCGUCUAGUGCUUCUAAGUUUUCCAUGAUGGUCUAGCGUCAAUUGACUAAUGAUUUCAACUAUUAAAAUAUAUAAUCCUUGUCAAUAAUUGGUAAAGUUGAAUGUUUGUUCAUAACUUCAACUGGUAUGUUAACAAGAUAUAUGCGAAAAGAAAUCAGUUAAAAUUGGUUAUAGUGAUCUCUAAUAUAAAAGUAUCAUAAAUUUUCAAAUACUUUGACUAAAGAAAACUAAGUCUGUCAACUAGAAUAUGUGAUAUCAAGCUAAUUACAUCGUUCAGUGGCACACGUGACUGGUUAAUAAUACUUUCAUAUUUAGAGAUUACGAAUGCGGAUGCUGACUGUAUACUUUCAAGUGAAAAAGUGGUUGCUUUCAUGGUUAGAUGUAUAACAUAUUUACUCAAAUAUAAGAAAUAGAAUCAAGUUAUGUAUGAUCUAUGAAUGGAUUAAAGUCAGUUCACUAUGAGAAAUCUUUACAAUUCACCGAGCUAAACAAAACUGUUCUUUGACUAAUAUGUAAAUUAAGAAAAGAUCUCUGAAUGAUAAAUAAGAACUUUCAUCUAAAUUUGAUCGAAUAGUUUCACAGUAUUUGGGUGCCGAGUUAAUGUGAGACAUUAAAGAAGAAAAGCUUGGAUCAAAUUGUCAGGUGAAACGUUGGAUUUACUUCAAAUUCUUUCGCUGAGAAUUUACAAAUACAUUCUUCUUCUUUAAGAUCUCUGGAUGUUUUAAUGGGAAUCUGCAAACUAUAUAAUGCAUUCAAUCAGUGAUUUUUUUUUCAUUCAUGUCAUUUCAUAAAAUUAUUAUCAUUUUUGGUAUCAUAAAUACAUUUAUGUUACUAUGGCUACUAUAUAAACAUGAUGUAUAUAAUAAUUGGACGGUAACAACACAAGUGAAUAAUGAUGAUAUAUUAAACAAUACAAAAUUGUUAACAUUUAAUCAAGUAACCAAUUUACAUGUUUAUAUAGUGGAAGAACAUCAUGAAGUCAUUCCUUACUGGUUUGAUGCUGCCAAAUCAUUUAAUAAUAAGAAAGCUGUUUUGAUGGACAAAGCUGGUUACUUCAAAUGACUGUAUAUAGUUUUAUCUCUCGUUCAGAUACAGUCUUCUUCAUUUAUUAAGCUUUGAUGCAAUAUUGAACAAAACCUAUCUAAAUCAUUAGCUAAGCUUCAUAUUGAUGCUCAUAGUGAUAUGGAUUAUCCAGAAUUAGUAGAUGAAUUUCCAGUUGGUCAUUUUCCUCACUCAACUAAUGAAAUGAAAACAUUAAUGCAAGCCAAUGAUGAAUUUAUUCAGAGUGCAAUUAUUACGAAUCUUAUUCAAACUGUAUAUAUUAUAUAUCCAUAUUGGACAUUUAAUACAAGUUAUGCAUAUACAUCUAGUUUAGGUAUAACAACAAUUAAUAAUACAAAACAAAUUUGUAUGUGUCUUAAUAUUAAUACUACUGUUAAUAAUACUGAUAAUGAUGUUGAUAAUCUUGAUGAUGAAGAAGAAGAUCAUUGUAAAACUCGUAAUCAAGUUAAUCCUUUAAAUGAUUUUAUAUUAUCAUCAAAUCAAUGUCCUAAAACAUGGUUAUAUCAUUAUAUUGAAUUAAAUUCAUUAACAGCAUCAAAUAUUUUACGUUAUUCAAAUUAUUGGUCAUUAAAUAAACUAUUAAAUUUAAAUUUAAUAAAUCAUUCUAAAUCAAUGACAUUUGAUCACCAAGGAAAUCAACCAAAUCCUCCUCAUCAUCAUCAUCAUCAUCAUCAUCGUCAUGAUGAGUAUUUACCAUUAAUACUUGAUAUUGAUGAAGAUUUUUUUGGUGUACAUCUAGUUACACAUAAUUUAUUAAAAUCUGGUUUAAAUAUAAAUUUUAUUCAUACAAUGAAUUCAAUUAUUUCAUUAAUAUUUUGUCCAAUUCAUUAUAUUAAUGAAAUACAUAUUGAUCAAAUUUAUCGUUGGUUACUUGAAUACAUUUAUAUCAAUAAACAUUUAAGAAAUAAUUAUAAAUCAAUAAUCGAUCAUAAUCAAUUAAUGAUGAUCUUAAAGAAAAUCAAUAAAACUCUUCAAAUCACUGAUAUAUUCUGUUAUAAUUAUACAUUAUAUUUAAUGAAAUUAAAUGAAUUAUUUAUAAAUACUACAAUUACAUAUCAUCAAAUUGAUGUAUUAAAAUAUGUUGGUGUUUGUUUUACUAAUUCAUUAAUAACUUAUCAAUAUAUACCAGAAAUACAUUUAUGUUUAGGACAUAAUUUACCUAAUCAAUCAUUAGUAGAUGAAUUUUUACCAAUAUCAAAUGAUUUAUUAAAAUUAGCUAUACAUUUUACACAAAUUUUAUUAACAAUCCCAUAUCAACCAAAUAUAAUUACUAUAGCUCGGUCAUCACGUGAUGGUUAUACACCUAGAUGGUUACAAUAUGAUAUUGAAUUGAUGAUAUUAAAUAUAUUAAAAAAAGUAUUUCAUUUAACUGAAAAGAAUAUAAUUUAUACAAAUCAUUUAGCUGGUGAUAAAUAUUAUGGUUGGUAUCAUCGAUUUACAUAGAAACAUGAAAAUCAAUAAAAUACAUAUGCUAAUAACAGACUGAUCAAUUUCAGUCUUAAACCUCAAUGGGAAGAUACAACUCAAACAAUACCAAGUGAAUACAUAUUAUGUAAUUUUUAAGAAAAAAAAGAAAGGAAAAGAAAAAAAAUAUAACAAUAGACGAUUUAUAAACAUGUAAAUACAUCGUAAUUGAAUAAUGAUUUCGUCAGAAAUUUCCAAUGGUUUAGAAAUCUUUUAAAAAAUAGUAUUAGAUGGGUUUUAUGGAGAUUUUAGUAGUUUCAAUGGUUAAGAGCAUAAGACAGUUGAAGGUAGACCACCAUGGUAAACCUGGAAACACUGGACGGCCGUUGAGUCCUAUUGUGGGACAUAGUAGAAGGGGUUUUGUGGAGAUUUCGGUAAUUUUUAUAAGUUGAAUUUAUAAAUCAACUGAAGCUAGAUCAAUAUGGAUAACCUGGAAGCACUGGACGGCCGUUUUGUUGUAGUAUGCAAUUCCUCAACAGUGCAUAUCCACGAUCUCACCCCGCGAGAUUCUAAUCCAGAAUCUAUCAGUCUAGUGUGUGAACGCUUAACCUCUAGACCCCUGAGUCGGCCGGAAUCCAAUGGUGUUGAGGUGUUCCAUACUAGGACGAAACGGUCAUCCAGUGCUUCCAGGUGUUCCAUAGUAGUCUAGCUUCAAUUAACUCAUGAAUUCAACUUUGUGACUUUCCGGUAUAAAACAUUGAUAAAUAUUCGUACAAUCGAAUAGGAGAACUAUAGGUAAACAUUAUACCAUUUGGUCAAAAAAUUUGAGUUUACUGACUUAAAUUUUGAGUCAUAUUACUUUCAUAAUCUAUAGUAAUCGUCACUUAAUGUUAUCAGUGAAUUCUCUCACUCCAGACAUGGUUAUAACUUAGAAGUUUAUGAAUAAUUGUAUUGAAACAAGUCAAUAAAUGAUAAUUAUAAGGAUGAUUUGUAUAAUGACUAUUGUAUAAUUUGAUGUUGAUUUGUAAUAUUAACUGAUAUCAGCCGUUUUCAAUGACUGUUAAUUUGAGCUCAGGUGACUGACUAAGAUUACCAUCAAGUUAUUUUUGUUAUUAGAAAAUAAAGGUUUAAGUUUUGUAGUAAUUUUUAGUCGUUUAAACGUUUUGUUUUGUACCGUCUAUAAUUCUUUGAAUGAAAUUAAAACAACUGUGGUUUAAAUUUAUUAUUUACACCAGCCCAUACAAUAAUGACCAAUUUUUUACACCAUCCGCCGCUGUACUCCUCAAACCUGUCACCCGACAUUAUUCAUAAUUUUAAAAAAUGGAUAUAAAAGCCAAUAAUUUGUUCAGUAGUUAUCUUUUAAUCAACAAUAAGCUCUGGUAAUCAUGUUGUCACUAAUUUAGAUUCAAGUUCGAACUUUUUUUCAAAAUCUAACUUUAGGGAUAAAGAAAAAUCCAAUCGUUUUAAUGUCAGUCUGAUUCUUCAAUAAAUAUCGUCUUUAAAAUUAAGGAAACUAAAUUUCCUUUGUCCGUCAGAACCACAAUUAAUGUAAUACAAUGGAAAUCAAGAAAUAUAUUUCACAUGUUUGAACACUUAGUGCAUUUGUAUCUGCAUUGAUCUUCUUAAAGAAAUAUGCAUUCAGCACAAUUAAACAGCGAUAUUAAUAAGACGACUGAAAAUGUUCCAGGUUUUGUACUACCAAGAUUCUACUAGAAUAAAUUAUACAAAGGUGUAUAAAACUUCCAUGUGAAUUGAACUUAAACAUAAACGCUAUGUUUACAAUUAUAUCGCAUUCCUCAGUCAUCCGAUUCAUAGAGAAUUAUGUAUGGUUCAUAGAAGUUUGACUAACUUAUUACACGAAUGAGAAGACUUAGAAUGACUAGGAAGUUUUGGCCGACAAACCGAGAAAAAUGUACACAAAUCGUGGGUAUACAUAUAUUCGCCAUUUUGACUAAGCGUAUGAUCGGCCUCAGCCAGCCACUUGAUUUUAAGAUGGUAAGUGGCCACAGUUUGGACUCGUUCAGUCUAUGUAGAAAACAAACAGUAUCCCUAUUACUGAAUGUUGAAAAAAAUGAAAUAGUUGAUAAUAUGUGAAUCUACCUAUUCACUAAAAAGUGAGCUUUAUUCAGUCGCCAGUUUUUUUGGUUCUUAAAUUCUAAUCUACCUAAAUAGCUACUACCAAAUUCUAUUUAUCGCUGAGCCUGUAUCCAAUGGUGUUAAUAUCUAGCUUCAAAAGUGUUUAUAAGUUAUCAGUGGUGUUUUAACUUAGAUACGUUUUUGAUUUCAAUGAAAUUCAACAAUAUCAACAACCCAAAUAUUGAUAAACAUCAUGUGCUCACUAGUGACUGGAUUCAGAGUUCUAGUCAAAAGCCGUAACCAGUAGAGAAUCAAACCGUGUCAAUUAUGAGGCAGUUAUCCACUGAAGACAAUCAAUGAUUGUCAAGAAGCGUCAUGGAUUGAUUAAAAUUAGACAUCAACACUGACUUAGUGGUUUAUAGGUUAAAAAUUCACGUGCAAUACUACAAGUCCUGUAUUCGAUUCCAAUGUACGGAAUCGUGAAUAUACACUACUGAGUAAUCCCAUACUCGAAUAAAACGACCGUUUACUUCCUCCAGGUUUUUAAUAUUGGUCUAACUUAGAUCGGUUUAUGAUUUCAAUUGAAUUUAUUCUUUGUCUUAAUGGUUGUUAUUGAAAGCUUGAUUCAUUGUUAAAUAUGUUC
This is a messenger RNA of Schistosoma haematobium, 12405 nucleotides long. RefSeq lists its product as uncharacterized. Lineage: Eukaryota; Metazoa; Platyhelminthes; Trematoda; Strigeidida; Schistosomatidae. The coding region runs from base 8403 to 9725 and encodes 440 amino acids. The transcript has 7 exons. The record is from RefSeq and is a predicted model, not a curated record.